Molecule: messenger RNA, 956 nt
Organism: Harpia harpyja (harpy eagle)
Lineage: Eukaryota; Metazoa; Chordata; Aves; Accipitriformes; Accipitridae
Gene: C1D
Product: C1D nuclear receptor corepressor
Exons: 6
Coding region: 76-468 (130 amino acids)
Biological process (GO): regulation of gene expression; maturation of 5.8S rRNA
Cellular component (GO): exosome (RNase complex); nucleolus
Molecular function (GO): RNA binding; DNA binding
Source: RefSeq, a predicted model, not a curated record
UCGUCGCUCUCCCCCGCCUCACGCGCGGCGCGUGGGGCUAGGCCGCCCGCCCGGAGUUUUGUUUCCUCUUUCCAGAUGGAAAUGUCAGAAGAUGAUAUUAACACGGAAGAAUACCCCACUGAAAUUCAUGAUUAUCUUGCAGCGUUUGAAAAAUCUCUUGGUUCUGUAGAUGAGAUGCUGAAGACAAUGAUGUCAGUUUCCAGGAGCGAGCUUCUCCAAAAGUUAGAGCCUCUUGAGCAAGCAAAGCUGGAUUUGGUUUCGGUAUACACGUUAAAUUCAAUGUUCUGGGUAUACUUGGCUACUCAGGGAAUCAAUCCAAAGGAACAUCCAGUGAAACAAGAACUGGAACUUCUGGUACAGCUGGAAAUUCAUCAGGCUGCCUUAAAUAGGUUCACUGGAGAGAAUAAGAACAUACAUGAACAAGGUCAAAGAAAUAGCAGACAAGAAAAAGGCAUCCAAACUCGAUAAAGGAGCUGCUUCUAGAUUUGUAAGAAACGCACUCUGGGAACCAAAUGCUGAAAAUGAACAUACUUCCAAAACUCCAGCUAAAGGAAAAAAGAGAAAGAUGGACUAAAUGUUUGUUUCCCAUUAUAUAAAUUAGAGAUAUCUAGAACUUAUUUUGAAAUGUGUUUUGCAUACUGCGUGCAUCUUGCAGAGGUGCUGUAUAGCAACAUCUUGAUUAAGUUAUACUUAGGAAUUUUACAGGAUUGUAUUUUGUCCAGAACACUUGUCACUGAGGUGAUCGCAUUGUAUGUGUAUCUGAAAGUGCCAUUUGAUGUGAGAGAAGUAACGUUUCAUUAUUCAAAUGAUAAUGACCUGACCUACACUUGCUGGUAAUAGAUACUAGUGAUGUUUUGCUCAUGAUGCCUAAGUUUCAUUUUUUUUACUGCUGAAUGAUUGACACUUUUUUAUAUGUCCUUAAUCUCCUGAAUAUUAAAAAGUCUCAAAUAAUGCUA